Molecule: messenger RNA, 6145 nt
Organism: Pungitius pungitius (ninespine stickleback)
Lineage: Eukaryota; Metazoa; Chordata; Actinopteri; Perciformes; Gasterosteidae
Product: microtubule-associated serine/threonine-protein kinase 1-like
Exons: 27
Coding region: 180-5198 (1672 amino acids)
Biological process (GO): peptidyl-serine phosphorylation; intracellular signal transduction; cytoskeleton organization
Molecular function (GO): protein serine/threonine kinase activity; ATP binding; protein binding
Source: RefSeq, a predicted model, not a curated record
AAGCGCCAGGACGCUGCUGCUGCUGCGGUGCAGGUUCGGGUGUGAACCGGUGGAUCCCGCAGCCAUCCGGGUUCAAACAACUGCUAGUGAGGGUGGGUUCAAGAGAUUGCUCCAGUGAGGGGGAAAAGCCUAUUCCCCCCCCCCCCCUCCCCCGGAGCGCCGCCGCUGCUCAUCGCGUCAUGGAUGACUCUGGGAUAAUCCGGCGCCGGAGGCUGCAGAAGGAUUUGCCCCUGCCUCGCAAGAACAGCAGUUGCCGAACAAGCAACAGGAAAAGCCUGAUCCUGAGCACCACGUCUCCCACGCUGCCUCGGCCACACUCGCCUCUCCCCCUCCCCGGGCACCUCGGAAGCAGCCCCCUGGACAGCCCCCGCAACUUCUCUCCCGGCAACCCGGCGCACUUCUCCUUCGCCUCCUCCAGAAGAGACGGACGCCGGUGGUCUUUAGCGUCUUUGCCUUCUUCUGGAUAUGGCACCAACACUCCCAGCUCAACGUCCUCCAGCUCCUCUCAGGAGCGGUUGCACCAGCUGCCCUUCCAGCCCACCAUGGACGAGCUCCACUUCUUAUCCAAGCACUUUGGCAGCACCGAGAGCAUCACGGACGACGACGGGGGCCACUGCUCUCCGCACAUGCGCCCGCGCUCCCGCAGUCUCAGCCCAGGGCGCUCCUCCUCCUGCUACGAUAAUGAGAUAGUCAUGAUGAACCAUGUGUACAAGGACCGCUUUCCAAAGGCCACAGCGCAGAUGGAGGGGAGGCUGGCCGACUUCAUCCAGGCCUUCUCUCCGGAGAACGUCCUCCCGCUGGCCGAUGGAGUCCUGAGCUUCAUUCACCACCAGAUAGCCGAGCUGUCCAGAGACUGCCUGGCCAAGUCCCGCGAGGGCCUCAUCACCUCCGUCUACUUCUUUGAGCUGCAGGAGAACCUGGAGAAGCUCCUUCAGGAUGCCUUCGAGCGUUCAGAGAGCACCGAAGUAGCAUUCGUCACAGAGUUGGCGAAGAAGCUCCUCAUCGUCAUCUCCCGACCGGCGAGGCUUCUGGAGUGUCUGGAGUUUAAUCCCGAGGAGUUCUACCAUCUGCUGGAGGCAGCAGAGGACCACGCCAAGGAGGGUCACCUGAUGAAGACGGACAUUCCCCGUUACAUCAUCAGCCAGCUGGGACUGACCAGAGACCUCAUUGAAGAUAUGGUAAACCUCGAUAGGUACGACAGCGAGGGGCCGCUAACGCCUGAGACCGAUGACUCGACGGAGGGCAAGAUGAGAGCGAUGAAACCACCAGAAGAAGCUGACUUCCAGAGCAUCAAGCUGAUCAGUAACGGAGCCUACGGCGCCGUGUACCUGGUGCGUCACCUGGAGACCCGCCAGCGGUUUGCCAUGAAGAAGAUCAACAAGCAGAACCUGAUCCUGAGGAACCAAAUCCAGCAGGCCUUCGUGGAGAGAGACAUCCUCACCUUCGCAGAGAAUCCCUUUGUCGUCUCCAUGUUCUGUUCCUUCGAGACCCGCCGCCACCUGUGCAUGGUCAUGGAGUACGUAGAGGGUGGAGACUGUGCCACUCUGCUGAAGAACAUCGGGGCCCUUCCUGUGGAGAUGGCACGCAUGUACUUCGCAGAGACCGUGCUGGCGCUGGAGUACUUGCACAACUACGGCAUCGUGCACCGCGACCUCAAGCCCGACAACCUCCUGAUCACCGCGAUGGGCCACAUCAAGCUCACCGACUUUGGCCUCUCUAAGAUGGGCCUCAUGAGUCUGACCACCAACUUGUACGAGGGCCACAUAGAGAAGGACACGCGUGAGUUCUUGGAUAAACAGGUGUGUGGAACCCCCGAGUACAUCGCCCCGGAGGUUAUUCUCCGCCAAGGCUACGGGAAGCCGGUGGACUGGUGGGCGAUGGGCAUCAUCCUGUACGAGUUCCUGCUGGGAUGUGUCCCUUUCUUUGGAGACACCCCGGAGGAGCUGUUCGGACAGGUCAUUACAGACGACAUAGUGUGGCCAGACGGGGACGAGGCUCUGCCUGUCGACGCCCAGCACCUCAUCUCCUCCCUUCUGCAGACCAAUCCCCUGGUUCGGCUUGGCACAGGCGGUGCUUUCGAGGUGAGGCAGCACUCGUUCUUCACGGAGGUGAACUGGAACAGCCUCCUGAGACAGAAGGCCGAGUUCAUUCCUCACCUCGAGUCUGAGGAAGACACCAGCUAUUUUGACACCCGGUCCGAGCGCUACCAUCACGUGCAGUCCUACGACGAGGACGACACCAACGACGACGAGCCCGUGGAGAUCCACCGCUUCUCAUCCUGCUCCCCUCGCUUCAGCAAGGUGUACAGCAGCAUGGAGCAUCUGUCCCAGCUGGAGCAUAAGCCCCCCGGCGUGACCCUGCGGGAGCACAAGGUGCCCCGGGAGGAUCGAGUGGCCAAGAGAGAAAGCCUGGGCAGCCUCACCUUAAGGGACAAGAGCUGGAGGACCGGAUCGCCUGAGAUGAAGCGCUUAUCCUGCUCCGAGUCGUCCUUCACCGAGAGCGACUACAGCCCGCCGUCCGGGGCCCGGAGGCGCUUCUCCGCCCUCAUGGACACGCACCGCCUGGCCUCCCCUCUGGAGGUCGACUCCGAGCUGCCCGUCCCCGUCAGGCAGCCUCCGGUGACGACCAGGGGCACUUCCCUGGAAGGAGCCGCGGGCGCCACCACCCCUCAAAGCGAUCCGAGAUCACUCGUCAAAGAUGGCGGCGGGCUCGCGGCCGAAGAGAAGGGUUCGAGGGCGGCCGAAGCGCCGCUGCUUCUGCCGGGGAACGCCGCCGUUCUGGGGCUCCCAGACGCUCCAGGGCCCCGCGGGGCCGCCACCGACCUGGUGCUGCGGAGGGUCCGCCACCAGCAGCUGUCGGCUGAGGGGGAGAAGCGCAACCCGCGCCCGGGGACCAAAGUGAUCAAAUCGGCCUCCGCGACGGCCUUGUCCGUCAUCAUUCCUGCGGUGGAGCAACACGUCGCCUCCCCGCUGGCGAGCCCGAUGUCGCCCCACUCCCUCUCGUCCAACCCGUCCUCCCGGGACUCGUCUCCCAGCAGGGACUACUCUCCGAUGGUCAACGUCCUGCAUUCUCCCAUCACCAUCCACCGCUCGGGGAAGAAGUACGGCUUCACUCUGCGAGCCAUCAGAGUCUACAUGGGGGACAGCGAUGUUUACAGCCUGCAUCACAUGGUCUGGCAUGUGGAGGAUGGGGGUCCCGCCCAGGAAGCUGGUCUUAGCGCUGGUGACCUCAUCACUCAUGUAAACGGCGAGUCUGUCCACGGUCUGGUCCAUACAGAGGUGGUGGAGCUCAUCCUGAAGAGUGGAAAUAAGGUGACGGUUACAACCACUCCAUUUGAGAACACCUCUAUAAAAGUGGGCCCCGCCCGGAGGUCCAGCUAUAAAUCCAAGAUGGCACGGCGCAGCAAGAGGAUAGGAGCCAAGGAGGGACCAGAAAAGAAGAGAAGCUCCCUCUUCAGGAAAAUCACCAAGCAGUCCAACCUGCUGCACACCAGCCGGAGCCUCUCCUCCUUGAAUCGCUCUCUUUCAUCCGGGGACAGUCUGCCGGGCUCCCCCACCCACGGCCUCUCCGCCCGCUCGCCCACUCAGAGUUACCGCUCCGCUCUCACUGAAUCCCCUCUCAUGGGCACCUCCUCCCAGAGCAGCUCCCCAGCUUCCAGUACCCCCAACUCGCCCGCAGCCUCCCACCACAUGAGGCCCAGCUCCCUGCACGGCCUGUCCCCCAAGCUGCACCGCCAGUACCGCUCCGCGCGCUGCAAGUCCGCCGGCAACAUCCCUCUGUCCCCCCUGGCGCACACCCCCUCCCCGACCACCUCCUCGCCUCCUCCUCUCUCCGGCCACACGGUGGGGAGCUCCAACACCACGCAGACCUUCCCCGCCAAGCUGCACUCCUCGCCGCCCGUCUCGCGGCCCCGGCCCAAAGGCGCGGAGCCGCCCAGAUCCCCCCUGCUGCAGCGGGUGCAGUCGGCGGAAAAGCUGGGCGCCCCGCUCAUGCCGCCCUCGUCCUCGCCGUCGCCGCUCACCGGCGCGUCGCUGCGCAAGCACAGCCUGGAGGUGGCCCACGGGGACUACAGGAGAGAGUCCUUCCACUGCGAGCACAGUCUGCAAAGCCUGCUGGAGAUGGAGGGAGAGAAUGGACCCGCUCCGCCGUCCCCUUCGUCCUCCUCCUCCCCCUCCCCUCCCAUGGGAGGGGAGUUUGGGGGCCUGAAGCCCUCCCGGAGGCUGGGAAGGCAGGAGUCGCCGCUCAGCCGCGACACCCUGCUCCCGCCGAGAGAGAAAGACCCGCAGGCCACGGCCUCGGCGCCGAGGGGGUCGCCGGCCGAGGGCGUGGCCACCGGAGCGGAGUCCAAGGCCGCUGGAGUUCAUUUGAGUGAAGCCACAGCCGAGGAUCCGAAGAGCCGCGCAGCUGCAACGAAGCCAAGUCCGGCGCCGGUUCCACCCGCUGUGGAGCCCAAGCCGAGCCCAGGGGACAAACCUCCAAAGGCAGGUACUUCCAGCUGUGAGGCCGCCGCCUCCAAGAGUAAACUCGGGGAGAAGGCCGCCGCUCCCGGCACAUCGAAGGGCCUUCAAGCGCAGGACAGCAAGCAGCCGAGUGUUCACACGGGCGUCGCACCCACGGUCAAAGCUCAGGAGAAGAGCGAGGAGAGAGCGAAGGGCCCCGCCGGCGCUGACAAGGGACACGUGGCGAGGGCGUCCUCCGCCGAGCAGCCCAAGCCUCGCAAGUCCGCAGAGACGGGGGAGAAGGGAGGCGGCGCUAAGGCGGAGACGACCAAGGUCAAAGGACCCGCGCCGCCGAUCCCCAGCCAGGUUCAACCCCGCGCCGCGGCCCCCGCCCGACCCGACCCGGAGCGCUCGUCCACCGGCGGCCGCGGGGCCAAGGAGGAGCGGGCGCCGCUGGAGGUCGUGGAGGAGAACCCGGCGUCGCCGUGCUCCAGCAAGUGUCGCCCCGUGCCGCCGGGGGACCGGGCCAGCUUCGUCACCCAGCUGACGAGCGCGGCCAAGACGGUGCUCGCGCCCAUCAAGGGGGGGUCGCAGGAGGGGUCCAAGCUAAAGGACGGCUCCAGGUCGAGCGACGAGAAGCGGGCAAGCGCGGCGGGGAAAGCGGACGGCUCGGCGGCGGCGGGCGGGCGCCGCGGCGCUCAGGCGGGCGCGCUCCAGUCCGACAGAGGAAACAGCCGCGGCUCCAAGCACCACCCGUGAUGUGGGAGCUUCAGAGAAAGGGUGGGGUUUUUUUUUCCGUGCACAGCCCUUUUUUUGUCGUCUUUAUUUACUUUUUUGUUUGCUGUAGCGUCACACUGACGUAACCCAAAGUGAAGAAAUGAGACCAAAUAAAUGACACGCGGCAUGUAGAACGUCGCUGCGGGAGGACAAAGAUGUCGGGCAGAACAUGUGCCCACGUGGUAUCGUAAAGUAGGCCUGUGUGUGUACUGUAUGUUCAAUGUUAUGUAUAUAAGGGUUUGGAGGGGCUUGUGUCUUAAUGCAUGUCCGACACUGUACAUCGAAGAAUGAAAAGCAUAUUUAAAAGGGAGAUGAAAAAAAAUAUAAAGCCGAUCCUCAAGGUGGUGAAACACUGUGAACAACUCUUCAGCAGGCCGACUGUUAACUGUGUGAAGGAGCAGUUUUUCUGGUGCGAGCUGGCAUUAAUCACUCAUUCCUCCAGUGCCAUCCUCCCUUCAUACUUUGUGGAGCGGAGAUGACGUGCACACUGAAUGGGAGCCUGGACCACGAUGUUAAAAUGCGUUGGAUCGGCCGACGUGCUCCAGAUCUGUUUAAGGGCUGAACUCAUGUGGGAUUUAAAGGUGAAGAUUAGACAAACCUGCACAGGGACACUAUGCAAUUGUUUUUUUCUUUCCCACUUUACUAAGUUUAUAUUGUGGUCCACACAUCCGGAGACAUUAAAAGGGGUUACAGAAAGCCAAGCAAACACACUUUUGGGUUGUUUUAACGUUGUCUCCAUGGAUCGUAGUGAAUUGUGCAAUUAUACAUAUUUUAGGCUAUUGAACACACUAGUGUGUGUGUGUGUGUGUGUGUGUGUGUGUGUGUGUGUUAAAGGAGGCUAACUCGUUUCUAUUCAUGCAGGUGUGCACCAUAUAUUGUGUAAUAUUACAUGUGAAGAAAAGUGCCAGUCUUUUUUUUGGGGGGGGGGG